AUGGAUGCAGCAACAAGAAGAAUAAAUGCUCCAUUACUUCAACAAAGUUCAAACAAGCUUGUUAGAGUCAUAGGUAAAUGUGAAUCUUAUAAUUCAUCAUCACAACAAGGUAUAAUUAUAAGUAAUGGAUCAAUAAAUUUAGAUUUAUCAGCUGCUACAUCAUCAACAUCAGAUAAUUAUAAUCUUUUGGAAAUUAAUAAGAUAUAUGAAAUUAUUGGUAAAGUUUCUAAUUUAAAUGGUGAUUUAAAAAUUAAUGUUUAUUCAACUAUUAAAUUAACUGAUAAUACUAAUUUAAAAGCUGCUGAUAAAUUAGUUGAAUUAAGUAAUAAAGCUACGGAUUUAUUUUAUUAG
Messenger RNA from Lodderomyces jiufengensis, 351 nucleotides. RefSeq lists its product as uncharacterized. Gene Ontology annotation, cellular component: nucleus. The record is from RefSeq and is a predicted model, not a curated record. The transcript has a single exon. Gene Ontology annotation, molecular function: DNA binding. Gene Ontology annotation, biological process: DNA recombination; DNA replication; DNA repair. NCBI's taxonomy places the organism in Eukaryota, Fungi, Ascomycota, Pichiomycetes, Serinales, Debaryomycetaceae. Bases 1 to 351 code for a protein of 116 amino acids.